AUGGGGACACCGACGACUCUUCUGCUAUUUCUGCUGCUCCUUCUGGGUUCUGCAGUCCCCCAGGAGACCCAGACCCGACCAUACUCUCUGACUUUUCUCUACACUGGGCUGUCCAAGCCCAACAAAGGUUUUCCCAGGUUUCAGGCCACUGCUUACCUCAAUGAUCAGGCCUUCUUCCACUACAAUAGUGAAGGCAAGAAGGCUGAGCCUCUGAAACCCUGGAGUCAGAUGGAAGACAUGGAGGACUGGGAAAAGGAGAGCCAACUUCAGAAGGCCAGAGAGGAAAUAUUCAUGGUGACCCUGAAUGACAUCAUGGACUAUUACAAGGACAGAGAAGGGUCUCAUACCUUUCAGGGAAUGUUUGGUUGUGAGUUCUGGAGUAACAAAAGCAGUGGAGCCUUCUGGAAGUAUGCCUAUGAUGGACAAGACUUCAUAGAGUUCAACAAAGAAAUCCCAGCUUGGGUCCCCUUGGACCCAGCAGCCCAGAGCACCAAGCGGAAGUGGGAGGCAGACAAAGUCUAUGUGAAGCGAGCAAAGGCCUACCUGGAGGAGGAGUGCCCAGGGAUGCUGCAGAGAUACCUGGAACACAGCAAGACUCACCUGGACCGAGAAGAGCAUCCGUCUACAUCAGUCAGCAGUCAUGAGGCCCCAGGAAAAAGUGUGAGACUCAAAUGUCUGGCCCAUUCCUUCUACCCCCGAGGAAUCAGUCUGCACUGGACUCGGGCUGGCGAAGUACAGGCGUCUGCAUCAGGAGGAGAGGUUCUUCCCAGUGGAAAUGGCACAUACCAGAUCUGGAUGGUGGUCACAGUUCCUCCUCACGACAAAGAAACCUACAGCUGCCACCUGGAGCACGGCCACCAGACUCAGACCCUCUCUGUGCUGUUAGACACCCUUCGGGCACGCGUCCUGCGGCGCCCACCCCCACCCCCACCCCCCGAGUCCGGCAAGCUGUCCACGGAAACGCCUUUUGAAAACGGUUUUUAG
Messenger RNA from Chrysochloris asiatica (Cape golden mole), 984 nucleotides. RefSeq names its product zinc-alpha-2-glycoprotein-like. The record is from RefSeq and is a predicted model, not a curated record. The transcript has 5 exons. Gene Ontology annotation, biological process: immune response. The coding region runs from base 1 to 984 and encodes 327 amino acids. Gene Ontology annotation, cellular component: external side of plasma membrane. Lineage: Eukaryota; Metazoa; Chordata; Mammalia; Afrosoricida; Chrysochloridae.